AUGUCUGGAAUGGGUAUUGCGAUUCUUUGCAUCGUACGUACAAAGAUUUAUAGGAUAACCAUCAGCUUCGAUUAUUCUACACUGAUGAGCCCUUUCUUCUUAUUCUUAAUGAUGCCCACUACAUUAAAGGAUGGGUACAGGAUGAAUAGUCAAGUAAAUGAAGAUGCUAUAGGUAUCAAUCUUGACCUCUCACUGCCCACUCACAUUUCGCCUACGACUGGUUCAGAGAGCGCCAGUGGCAGUAACGCCAGUACACUUCGCAACGAUGGAAAUGCACUAGAUGGAGGUCUUUUGAGGACUUCAGCAGCGAUUUCAGCACCCACAGGUACCAGUCAACCAACAGAAACUAUUGGUGAAAAACUGAGUAAUGAAGAGCGGGUGAACUCGAAUGUUUCCGCUUCGAACUCGACAACGGCGGGUACAGGGCGUAUGUUAAGCCAAUCCUUGACUAAUGAUUCACCGUCGAACGAAAUAUCGACGGAUCAGUUGAAGAUUUUUCAAAGAAUGGACGAAAUGAGUGCCCGAAUGAUUGAGAUGGAGGAAAGCUUCAACAAGUUAUCUAAUAAGAUCGCGGAACAGAAUACAAUGGUUUUAAACCUAAAACAAGAUAACUAUAAAGUUAUGAACAAAUUGAAUAUAUUACUUAAGUUGGUUGCGCAGCCAAGCGCGCGCCCAAGCACAAACAAUGCCCAAAAUAAGCUUGCUAUCGAAUUGCUAAAUUCGAUAUCAGCCGUUAGUAGUGCUUACUUGCAGAAAAUGCAGAAUAAUGGCUCUGGUAGACAGCAUACUGCUGAUUUAUGUACAGGAGAUUCCAACACCCAUUCUGGUAUCAACCAGCAUCGGACUACGAAUGGAACCAUAGAUGUGAAUACGAAUACUGCACAGCUAAACAACCAAUUUUCUAACGCACUAAAUACUAUCUUACCUGAUCAGCAGCAUAAUCGAAAUAAUGUUUCCCAAAAUAUAAACCAAUCGCUCCCUAACCGACAACUUGGUCCUGUUAUAAACACACAAGCCAAUCAGAACCAGUCGCAGGUUUUAAUUCAUAACACAAAUACACAUCAGCAGGUAAAUCGCUCGCCUAUUAGUUUCCCGAACGCUUCAACUGACAAGCCAUUCAAGUUGAACCCAAAUGGGAUUAAACGGCGCAGAAGAAAUACGCAAAGUAACAACAAUGCGAGCACAAAUGACCAUGCUAGUGCUGCACAAAAGCCCAUAUCAGCCCUAUCUCCAUUAACGAAUUCUCAUAAUUCUACAACUAGCAUGAAUUAUACCAAUUCUUCCAUUCAUUCAGGCGUCACCAGUGCUUCAAAUUCAUUUCAUGACUUAAAUUCAUUGAAUAACUUUGGCACGACAACAGCUUUAAGUUUGCCCAGCUUAGCCCUAGAUAACGCUUCUUUUCCCCCAAAUCAAAAUGUUAUACCCCCUAUUAUAAAUAAUACCCAGCAGCCUCUAUCAUUUUCCCAAUUGAUCAAUCAGGAUAGCACGACAUCUGAAUUGUUACCGAGUGGUAAGUCAGGGGUGAACACGAAUAUUGUAAAUAGAAACAGAGCUUCUACUCUACCGUCGUACCCAAAACCAAUGACAGUGAAAAGUAAUGUCGACGAUGAUGGCUAUCAAGAGGAUGAUGAUGAUGACGGUGAUGACGAAGGUGAUGGAAGGGAUAAUGAAGAAGACAGCACUGCUGAGGAAGAUGAAGUAGAUGAUGAAAUCGAAACAGAUAUGAAGAACGCUUCGAUUAACAAGCGGAGGAGGAGCUUGCAUCAUAAAAAAAGUAACUCUUUAAACGGUAGAAGAAAGCUUCACGGCGAGUCGGCUACUAAGCCCAACAUAAACUCUGAUUUACAUUAUAGGAUAUUGAAGGCUCCCACUGACGUAAAGACUAUAUGGGAAGAGUAUGAUACUGGAAUAAGAGGAAAGCCAUCGAUCAAGCAUCUUGAGGCCAAGUAUGGUAACAAGUGGAGGCUCAAUAAAAAUAAGAAGACCUUUUCAAGGCGAAAAAGAUUGUACAAGUUCAUUCUGAACGGUAUGGAGAGAGGUAAAACGGCACAAGAGAUGAUAGAAACCUUAGAGAACAAAAGGCUAUAUAAAGAUGAUGAGGAUGGCGAAGUAAAGAAAAGAACCAUUGGCUGGUUGCAAGAGAGCCUUGCUGGAAUAUAG
Molecule: messenger RNA, 2160 nt
Organism: Saccharomyces cerevisiae S288C
Lineage: Eukaryota; Fungi; Ascomycota; Saccharomycetes; Saccharomycetales; Saccharomycetaceae
Gene: HOT1
Product: Hot1p
Exons: 1
Coding region: 1-2160 (719 amino acids)
Cellular component (GO): nucleus
Source: RefSeq, marked reviewed